AUGCAGUUCAGUGACUGUUCCAUGACGCCAGUGAGAGUCCGUGGAAAAAAGCGACAUCGUAAAGAUGUUAGCCAGGGCACUAGGGAAAAACGCCCAAGGCAAACUUCAACAAGAGCUAGCACCAAUUAUACCCAUUAUUCACAUGUACACUCAGACGGUACAAUCAUCAAACCAAAGCUCCGGACGCAAAGUGCCAUCCCUUCAAGAAUUUCCUUACAAACACUGCCUAUGGAAAUUCUGCAGCACAUAUUUUUCGACUGCCUGGAAAUAAAUCUACUCCGUGUGUUUCCGCAACUUGCAUGUGCGAUGUGCAACAAGCGCAUAUAUUCCUGUAUAACUAUGCUUGCCAUCUGGGAAGAACCAAGCCCAAUCUAUCAUACGCUUGAAUCAAUGGAUGAACGGGCAGGGACCUGCUUGGAACGUACACAGGGAAAAAUAUUGAAAGCGUUCCGUCCAGUUGGGUAUCGAUAUCUAUCCACAAUAGAAAAGGCGAGGCUACAAUCCCAAAUUCUCAAUUGUCGGUGGGCGACUCUUGAACUUAUCAGCUCUUGUGUUGUUAAAUGUGCCGGGCUGGAGCAACUUCUAGAAACUCGUGAUGACAACCCGCAGAUGCAUGAGCCUGAUUUGAUUCGCAUUUUAAAUUCACGAGAAAACACGUUACUGAGGUCCUAUUUACGGAUUGCCAGCGUUAGGAACAACCGCAGUCUAUGGUGGUCGCUGAACUUUCAUGUUAAGGGAAAUUUCGACCACCAUGUGCUAUUUCGAAACGUUGCGUGCAUCUUCUCCAUUCCAGAAAAAGCAAUAGACAAGAGGCCGUGGUCGCCCCGAAAAGUGGAAUUGUUCAAGUUACUUCGCCUCUUGCUCUACCAAGGAACCAGCCUAGCUCCCAGUCAGCCAUAUUCCCGAGAAGUGCUCCAUGCAGGUGUGCAUCAAGCUAUUAUUGAAAAUAAUUCAAGUAUGGUAGAACGGCUUCUUGAAUUAGAUGAGUAUUGUGUUAGUUCCGAGGCGUUCUUGUUCAACGGUAGACAGAAGAAUGCCGGCUACGAGAUCCCAUCCGAACAUUUCCUUACUGCCAUUCGCCAUUCCACAACUCUGGAUAUGAUGAAAACAUUAGUUCGUGCAAGCGCGGAGUCACUUCCAUUUGACAAUUCUGAAAUUACCGAAUGGGCGCUUGAAUGUGAGAAGUCAUCCUCUCCAUUUUGCGAAUGGCUCUUAGAGAUUAUGGUUCAGCUUCCUUACCAGAGGCGCCACUCCUCGGAACAGAUGUUUAUCUGUGGUAUGCUCAACUUGUCCGGCUUUAAUUGGAACCUGCCACCGGUGGGCGCGGGGCGGCUCCGUUAUGUGACAAAUGACCCUGCCUAUAGGCCGUACGUAGUAGCAUGGUCGGAGGAGCCAUAUCCGUGGCCUGCAGACCUGUUUAGUUACACGGACAAAGCUCCCAUAGAUCUUAGCGUUCUGCAACACUCGAAGUCAUGA
Molecule: messenger RNA, 1476 nt
Organism: Trichophyton rubrum CBS 118892
Lineage: Eukaryota; Fungi; Ascomycota; Eurotiomycetes; Onygenales; Arthrodermataceae
Exons: 1
Coding region: 1-1476 (491 amino acids)
Source: RefSeq, a predicted model, not a curated record